GAACACACCGGGCCGGUUGGGGGCCCCGCUCGCCGGCGGGAGCCACCGGAGCCCCGGCCACGAAGGGGUGCGACCCCCUGCCGGCCCCGCCCUCCCGGCUGCAGCCCGGCCAAUCAGAGCAGCUCUUACUGGCGGGUGGGCUGAGCCGGCCCAGCUGCUCGGAGGCUCUGGCAUGUCGGUUCCCGAUUCUGGUCCCCGGCCCCCAGCAGCGCCUGCCCCCUUCCCACCGGGGCCCCCCAUGAUGCCACCACCCUUCAUGCCCCCUCCAGGGAUCCCCCCACCCUUUCCUCCGAUGGGGCUACCCCCCAUGAGUCAGAGACCACCAGCUAUCCCCCCCAUGCCCCCUGGCAUCCUGCCCCCAAUGCUUCCACCAAUGGGGGCGCCACCACCACUCACACAGAUACCAGGAAUGGUACCUCCAAUGAUGCCAGGAAUGCUGAUGCCAGCGGUGCCUGUCACCGCAGCGACGGCUCCGGGUGCGGACACCGCCAGCUCUGCUGUGGCUGGGACAGGCCCUCCGAGGGCCCUAUGGAGUGAGCAUGUGGCCCCAGAUGGGCGCAUCUACUACUACAAUGCUGACGACAAGCAGUCCGUGUGGGAGAAGCCCAGCGUGCUCAAGUCCAAGGCAGAGCUGCUCCUGUCGCAAUGUCCCUGGAAAGAGUACAAGUCAGACACAGGCAAACCUUACUACUAUAACAACCAGAGUAAAGAGUCUCGCUGGACCCGGCCCAAGGAUCUGGAUGACCUAGAGGUUCUAGUCAAACAAGAGGCUGCAGGGAAACAGCAGCAGCAGCUACCACAGACACUUCAGCCACAGCCGCCUCAGCCACAGCCUGACCCCCCACCUGCACCUCCUGGCCCCACCCCAGUGCCCACAGGCCUCCUGGAACCUGAGCCAGGUGGGAGUGAAGAUUGUGAUGUGUCGGAGGCCACCCAGCCCCUGGAACAGGGGUUCCUGCAGCAGUUGGAGGAGGGCCCCAGCAGUUCUGCUGGACAGCAUCAGCCACAGCAGGAGGAGGAGGAAUCAAAGCCAGAACCAGAGAGGUCUGGCCUCAGUUGGAGCAACCGGGAGAAGGCAAAGCAGGCAUUCAAGGAACUGCUGAGGGACAAGGCUGUCCCCUCCAACGCCUCAUGGGAACAGGCCAUGAAGAUGGUGGUCACCGACCCCCGUUACAGUGCCUUGCCCAAACUGAGUGAGAAAAAGCAGGCAUUCAAUGCCUACAAGGCGCAGCGGGAGAAGGAGGAGAAGGAGGAGGCCCGGCUAAGGGCCAAGGAGGCCAAGCAGACCCUGCAGCAUUUCCUGGAGCAGCAUGAACGCAUGACCUCCACCACCCGCUACCGGCGGGCAGAACAGACCUUUGGAGAGCUGGAGGUCUGGGCUGUGGUCCCUGAGAGGGAUCGAAAAGAGGUUUAUGAUGAUGUCCUCUUCUUCCUGGCCAAGAAGGAGAAGGAACAGGCCAAGCAGCUCCGGCGCCGCAAUAUCCAGGCCCUAAAGAGCAUCCUGGAUGGGAUGAGUAGUGUCAACUUCCAAACCACGUGGUCCCAGGCCCAGCAGUACCUCAUGGAUAACCCCAGCUUUGCUCAGGACCAUCAGCUACAGAACAUGGACAAGGAAGAUGCACUGAUCUGUUUUGAGGAGCACAUCCGAGCUUUGGAGAGGGAAGAGGAGGAGGAACGGGAGCGGGCCCGGCUUCGGGAGCGACGCCAACAACGCAAGAAUCGGGAGGCCUUCCAGACCUUCCUGGAUGAGCUGCAUGAGACAGGGCAGCUGCACUCUAUGUCCACCUGGAUGGAGCUAUAUCCAGCAGUCAGCACUGAUGUCCGUUUUGCCAACAUGCUGGGCCAGCCGGGCUCCACGCCUCUGGACUUGUUCAAGUUCUAUGUGGAGGAGUUGAAGGCACGAUUCCAUGAUGAAAAGAAGAUCAUUAAGGACAUCCUUAAGGACCGGGGCUUCUGCGUGGAGGUGAACACGGCCUUUGAGGACUUCGCCCACGUCAUAAGCUUUGACAAGAGGGCUGCCGCACUGGACGCAGGCAACAUCAAGCUGACCUUCAAUAGUCUGCUGGAGAAAGCAGAGGCACGGGAGAGGGAGCGGGAGAAGGAGGAGGCACGCAGGAUGCGGCGCAGGGAAGCUGCCUUUCGAAGCAUGCUGAGGCAGGCUGUGCCUGCUCUGGAGCUAGGCACUGCCUGGGAAGAGGUCCGUGAGCGUUUUGUGUGUGACUCAGCCUUUGAGCAGAUCACCCUGGAGUCGGAGCGGAUCCGGCUCUUCCGGGAGUUCCUACAGGUGCUGGAGACUGAAUGCCAGCACCUCCACACCAAAGGCCGAAAGCAUGGCAGGAAAGGCAAGAAGCACCAUCGCAAGCGUUCCCACUCACCCUCAGGCUCUGAGUCAGAAGAAGAGGAGCUGCCCCCACCAUCUAUCCGGCCCCCCAAGCGGAGGAGGCGGAACCCCUCAGAGUCAGGCUCUGAGCCCUCUUCCUCACUUGAUUCAGUUGAAAGUGGGGGUGCUGCCCUUGGAGGACGGGGCUCCCCUUCCUCCCAUCUUCUUGGAGCAGAUCAUGGCCUUCGGAAAGCCAAGAAACCAAAAAAGAAAACUAAGAAGAGAAGACACAAGUCGAACAGUCCUGAGAGUGAGACAGACCCUGAGGAGAAAGCUGGCAAGGAGAGCGAUGAGAAAGAACAAGAACAGGACAAGGACAGGGAGCUCCGGCAGGCAGAGCUCCCUAACCGUUCCCCGGGCUUUGGAAUCAAGAAGGAGAAGACAGGCUGGGACACGUCAGAAAGUGAGCUGAGUGAGGGUGAGCUGGAGAGGCGGCGGCGGACACUCCUACAGCAGCUGGACGAUCACCAGUGACCCAAUGAGCUGUUCUCUGCCUCGGGUCUGUGUGAGGCUGUGGCUCCUGGGCCACCCUCACCAUCUGCCUCAGACUUCUUCGUUAGUCUGGUCUGUGUCCACUUUUUCUAAAGUAACCCAAUCCCCAGCACACCAUUGUUGGCACCUCUCAAGGUUGCUGUUGGUGUUCAAGGUUCCCCUACUCCCUGGACUAGUGCAGUCCUUGCCCUCAGCCCCAAACCAGAGAUGGUGGUAUGUGCCAUGUGGGGUGGGUGAUGCCAGUAGAUAAAAGUGUGAGAGAAGGGGUCUCCAGGGAAGAGUGACAGGCUGGUGGACACAGCCUGGGUGGCAGAGGGCAGGGUUGUCACCCUCUAGCAUCAGUGCCUGCUCCUGCCUGCCCUGGUCCUGAGGCUCCACCACUUCUUCCUCCCCCCAGGACCUAAUGUACGUGUGUUUUGUUUUUGUUUUUUAAAUAACAAUAUUUAUAACAUG
Molecule: messenger RNA, 3325 nt
Organism: Piliocolobus tephrosceles (Ugandan red Colobus)
Lineage: Eukaryota; Metazoa; Chordata; Mammalia; Primates; Cercopithecidae
Gene: PRPF40B
Product: pre-mRNA processing factor 40B
Exons: 26
Coding region: 173-2854 (893 amino acids)
Biological process (GO): mRNA cis splicing, via spliceosome
Cellular component (GO): U1 snRNP; U2-type prespliceosome
Molecular function (GO): RNA binding; protein binding
Source: RefSeq, a predicted model, not a curated record